This is a messenger RNA of Chara braunii, 4935 nucleotides long. NCBI's taxonomy places the organism in Eukaryota, Viridiplantae, Streptophyta, Charophyceae, Charales, Characeae. The record is from the annotation of a GenBank genome assembly.
GAGCUUAGUAUGUAUGUUAAUGUCUGCAAAAAACAGUCAGGACUGAGACAAAUCGUAGUAUUUGUGAGCAUUGCUCACUGUAUGCUUGCGCUCCAUCUAUGGAAGAUGAUGAAGAAUGUGCUGGGCGUGGAGCUGACGUCGGCAAUCGGGAUGAGGAGGAAAGCCACGUAGGGGUUGUUGCUCGUGCGAUCGGUUGUCAUGUGAAGAACAGAACCUUUGAACACGUGGGCAAAUGGCGAAGCCGUACCAAGGGCGGCCGAAUCCGCAGUUGGCGUCUGCGGACAUUGUGUCGCAUGGCUGCGAUGGGCAGGAAGGGUGGAGGGCGUUGGAGAAGAUGGACGGGCGACAUUUACGCGGCUCGACAUGCGGGCAAGCAUGGUGUAAGUUUUUUUGAGAAAUGCAGCAGGAGGCUGUCGAAUGCGCUUCUGCGGACUACGAGGACUGUUGGCAAAGUGAAAGCAAUCGAAGCAGCCUUUCUGCUGACCCAGAAAAUCCAGUCUAUGAAACGCCGAUGUAUGCCUCUUGUCGUUGCUGAUGUGCUGGAUGCUCUUUUCACUAACAUCCCGACGGAGAAGCUACGGCCAGAGCAAAGACGCGCAUCACUCCUGCAACUGUCUCUCGUCUGGCGUGUUCUCCUUAGCGGCAUCGAGGAUGGAAGCGAGAACAACAUCAAGAGAGGUGCAACAGGAAGGCCCCGUGCGAAACGACGAGGUUUCGUUACCAUCGAACUCGAUGUGAGAGAGCUUGUAAACAAGGUAGUGGCCAAACUCGUUGACGAGCAAUGCUCAGACAUGGUCAAUCUCCUGCUGCUGGCCGACUGCCCAUUUGUUUCGCAUCUGCUCGAAAAGAUCUACUCCAGCCUCAGCCUGUGUGCGUUUGGAAGAAGGGAAGGUGCUUGGCUGGAACUGCUGCAUAAAUUUUGGGGAACCUUGAAGCAGCCGUUGAUGGAGAUAAACCAUGAUUGCGAAACGACAAUGAAAGUAGUUCCUCGAUCGCCUGCAAACGAAUGUUGGAGUGAGAGCAUUGAGCCUGUCUGCAGCGCUGAUGCGAACUCGGAACGUGUCUGCGUGGGCAACGCAACUGUUGAACCUGUAUCCAGUUGCCAUGAGGGCUGGAGGGUUGGUGGAGGCGAUGCUGUGGGCGCAAUUCGUUCCAACAACGUCUGUUGGAGUAAUAGGGCAUCUACAGCAUCAGGAAAGCAACAUAGUGGUGGUGACUGGGAUGCCAGUCAAAGUUGUGCAUUGUUGAAGUCAACAGACACAUCUCAUUGUCAUUUCCGGCAUCGUCAAACGGCUUACGAUGAGAACCCUGCAGCUGCAGCCGCUGCGGGCAAACGCCAUGGCACUCGGGGGGCGCUUGAUGAGGUGGAAAGGGAAGAGUGGAAGCUGGCCAGGAUGCAUGGUAGAAAUGCGGGCGGGCAGGGAAACAGGUCCUUCGAGUGCCCGGCUACUGCAGGUGUAUCGAGGGCCUUCAGGGUUGUGGAGGCGGUUCGACGGAUGGCUAAGAGCCUGAUUGAACCUGCUGGGAAUGGUGAGGGAUGCAGAGAGGAACAUCGGGAGUUUGGCGUUUGGAAGCAGCGUGUGGCAGGUUUGAAGCUUAAUCACGCAGCUCGUGUAAGUCGAGUCCGCAUCUGGCUGAGUGUUUUCAGGGAAAACCUUAUGGAUGUUGUGGCAGGGCUCGAGCAGGUUUUUGAGGGAGCGAAGAUGGAAGUUGCUGGUGCCGACGAGGAAAGAACGACUGCCGGCUUUGAUGAGCCACAUGAGCUCCCAUGCGGCCGUCGUGGCAGACAUGCUGAUUUGUCUCUUCUUGCAGCCUCAGUUCUUCGCUUGUUGGGAACAGCUUUGCGAGUGACCCAAUGGCUGGAGGAGAAUAUCUGUACACGGGAGGAAAACAACCAUUCGGAGGCAGCAGCAGUGCCGCGUCAACGAAGUGAAUGUGCGGCGGCAGUAGGAGCUAUUGCAGCUUGCCUCUUGCCGCUUGCAAGGAUGGUGUUCGGCGGUACUGACUGUUCUCUUAAGGAGGGAUUCAGGUGCUGCGGAAAGGGCGAAAAUGACAAACAGUCAAAGUGCGCGAAUAUGAUGCCAUUUCAUAGCACAAGGGGUAGCAGAGGUGGGCUCCGUGGGGAAACGCCGAGCGUACGUGACCAUCUCUCUCAGGAUGUCUGCACCUUGAAGGUGUUACUGGAAACGGGAAGGGGGCAUGGUAUGCACCCUUCACUCCAAGCAGAUGUUACGCAAAGUCAGUUGCAGCUGACGUCAGAGGUUUGUGCCUGGAGCCGGAACCCGAUGCGUUGCUUAUUGCAGUACAAACUGCUGGCGGUAGUUCUUAGGUUAUCGAGAUGGUUCCACACGUCUGAUAGCGUUGAGCAGCUCGUUCGUCCAUGUCUCUAUUUGACCCUUCGUUAUCUUAGUUAUUUAUUUGCACCUCCUCCUCCUGUUUCUCAAAGUUCACCAUUCGCAUUUAUAAGUACCAGUACACUUUCCUUGUCGUCCGAUUCAACACAACAUCUGUUGGACCUUAGCCAAAUCUUUCAGCAGGUGCCACAUGGCAGCGGGAGGAGCUUGCUUCCAUCACCCUUCCUAGGCCACUCGUCGUGUUUCGAUGAUUUGAUGGUCAACGAUCCCUGCAGCCCGGGCUGUCGACGAUCACCGUUUCGGUCAUUGAACAGUCGGGGAUCGGGACCAGGAGUGGCGGCCGCGGGGCCGGUAGUGGCAGCCGCGGGGCCGGUAGUGCAGGCCGCAGGGCUGUCUUGUACGAUGCUUUGCAGUCAACUUGGGCAUCGCAUCACAGGUCUCAAACGACUUGCGUUGUUGGUUUUGGUGAAGGUACUGCGAGCAGUUUUGGCGCUGGACGAGAGUGAUAUUGUAGAUGACAGUCUUUGGGUAAUAACGAAUACGUGCACAGAAGCUUUAGACGGGAAAGGAGAUUGUCAGAGGUGUCUGAGUGGUGCCAAGUCCUGUUGUCAGUGCUUGUUGGAGGAGAAGCCUUGGCAUUCUCCGAAGCGGUGCUGGUUGGCGGCCUUGCAAAAGUCCGUCUCCAAGUGGGUAAGAGAUUGGGAGCGGUACCUACAGCCACAACGCGAUAUUAGCAAGGAGUCGAUUGCAAGAUUGCUUGUCCAGAUAUUCGACGAUGACGAUGACAUGAUGCUCCUACUGCUUUCUGACCUGCAGUGUUUGUCCCCUUCGCUGCCGUCUGUUGUUCUCGACGACGGCAAAGACGAGCUCUUUCGGAAAGUUCUGCUUGAAGCUGUGCAUCCCCUGUUCUUGUUUCAUGUCUUCCUUUCCAACCUGAAGUACGAUCACUCUGUGCUUCUGGACUACUUGAUUUCGCCAAACACGGGAGCUGUUCUCCUCCCGUACCUUGUGAAGUGCCUCAAACAGGUGGAGUCUUCGUGGCCAGUGUUUCAGGACAUAGUUGUGAGGGAGGGGAGGGGACCAUUUACAGAAGCAGUACUAGUCGACAAGUCGCGAGUCGGAGCUGAGCUCGGCAGUCCGGCAUCAGAUAGAAGGAAGCGGAAAGGAUCGGACGACUUGGCAGAGUUCGUAUCAAUGAAAAGGCACUUGCUGUUCAAGCACGAACAGAAUUAUAGGUUCGGAGACGAAGCUGCGGAAACUUCUUCGACAACAGGUUUGUUGAACGGUCCACGUAGUCUGACUUUCCAUCAAUACAUGGACCAGGUCAUUGUAUUUGCCAACUCAUUUCUGAUGCUUCACCAUGUCAACCAGCUGGCCGUCAUCGCCACUGGCGCAAACACCUGCCAGUACUUAUACACAACGCCCCAGCGGCAAGGCUCUGGCCUCCAGCAGCAUGGCCUCGAUGGCACGAGCAACCACGGCAUUGGUGAAGGUGGGUACGGAUCUCUGAGCGGUAGUGGUGCAAGUGGAUGGCAUGCGGCGGAUGAUGGAAGAGGAGGAAGGGCAGGGGGAGGAGAUGGGAGCAAUCCUCGAGCUCCACUUGGCGAGCAGCUGAUGCAGCGAAUGCAGCGGUUCCUUCAGAUGGAAAUCGAAGCGAGCUUAGGAAGUGGAGAAGAGAAUGGCGGACAGAAUUGCUCACAGCUGUCCCUCCUGUCGGGAGCGUUGUCGAUGGCUCUCUGCUAUAUUCAGAGGGCAAAACGAGGAGGUCCAACCUUCGGCAAUCCCAGGGUUCUAUGUUUGCAGGGCUCCGCAGAUGCGCCGCAGCAGUACAUUCCAAUUAUGAAUUCCAUAUUUUCUGCUCAGCGAUUGAAGGUGCCGAUUGACGGCUGUGUGAUCGGAGCGCAAGAUUCCCCAUUUUUGCAGCAGGCGGCACACAUAACCGAAGGAUUGUACCUGCGUCCGCCGCGUCCUGACGUCCUUCUGCAGUAUUUGCUGAUGGUGUUCUCUGCAGAUCUGCACUCUAGAAGGUUCCUCCAACUCCCACGCCAAUUUGGCGUCGACUUCCGCGCCUCUUGUUUCUGCCAUAAGCGGACGAUCGACCUGGGGUUCGUUUGCUCCGUAUGCCUUUCCAUUUUCUGCCAGUUCUCUCGCGAGUGUUCGACCUGCGGAGCUGUUUUCUCUCUCGCCAAGGAGCUCCCUAACGCACAGAGUGCACAAGGUCGCAAACGCAAAGUGCCUUAGGAGUCGCACAAGGGUUGACUCGGAAGUUAUGAUUCUCAAGUAUCUGAGCGCAUUAUGUACACACUGACUUUUUCGACGGAGCUCCGGACGUAAUUGCAGUCAGAUACAUUCAGGUCAAGGUGCAAUUCUGGUUAAAUACAUCCAGGAAAGUUUAGUGUGAAAGUAUGCCCUGAUGAGACUAGACAGGAAAAGCGAAGAGGAAGACAACGUUCAGAAGACGAAGAGCAAGGGUCUGGGAGACGGGGGAAAAAAGAAAGGAUGAUCACAACUAUAGGAAACCAAGCGAGGAUCUGGGGGAAAAAAAUGAAGAAAGAAAAGGCUGAUUGCAAGUUAUAACGAU